UCUAACAUCAACAAAGAAUAAAUCGACCUUCUUCUCAUCAGUAAGCGACAGACAUGGCUGCCUGUGGGCUUUUUCGCUCCUUUUCUUCCAACUUUUCCACAGUUUUGCCUUUACUUACCCGCUCGACAUUACUUUCUCCCUCACAGCUGUCCUGUAAGGCUUAUUUUGGAAGAAAGCUAGCCUCUUCUAGUCGAACAUCAGCAGCGCUCAAAUUCACAGACAAACACGAAUGGAUUCGAGUAGACGAUAACGGAGUAGGUACAGUCGGUAUCAGCGAGUUUGCACAAAAUGCUCUGGGAGAUGUAGUUUACUGUGGACUACCUGAAGUGGGAACACAUCUGGCACAGAAUGAUGAGUUUGGCGCUCUGGAAAGUGUCAAGGCAGCCAGUGAGCUUUAUUCCCCUUUGACGGGAGAAGUUGUAGAGGUCAAUACACUACUGGCAGACAACCCUGGCUUGGUCAACAAGUCCUGCUACAAAGAUGGUUGGCUGAUGAAGAUGACUAUUGGCAAUCCUGCUGAGCUCGACACGCUGAUGGAUGAAGCAGUGUAUGAACGAUACAUCCACUCCAUUGAGGACUAACACCGCUUCUCUCUCCCUCGCUGUUUGCAACAACACUGACAGAGACGUGCCCAACACGUGCCUCUCGGUUACAUCACAAUGUUUAACAUCCAGCAGUAGAGCUUUUUAACUCCAGGCUGCUGAGCUGCUCAUGUUUUAGUUGUGAACUUUAGAAAUUCUUCACCUGCUGUUAAAAAGAUUGACUUAAAGGAAACUUGUCAGUCUGCACUGACCAAACACUGUUAACUUCUGCAGCUUCAACCCUCAACCAGAGAACUUGGAAACUCACAGUCUGUAGAAUAGGUUUGAAACAUUUCACAGGUUUAAAAAUGAAAUUAUGUUCUAGGACACUGUUAGAAUUAAAAAGCACUUUGGUCUCUGAUAUUAAUUAUGCUGGUUGACACUGUGGAUUUGGGACCCAUGUAAUGGAACAUUAAACAUUUCUUUACACA
Messenger RNA from Nematolebias whitei (Rio pearlfish), 1012 nucleotides. RefSeq names its product glycine cleavage system H protein, mitochondrial. The transcript has 5 exons. Bases 54 to 581 code for a protein of 175 amino acids. The record is from RefSeq and is a predicted model, not a curated record. Gene Ontology annotation, cellular component: cytoplasm; glycine cleavage complex; mitochondrion. NCBI's taxonomy places the organism in Eukaryota, Metazoa, Chordata, Actinopteri, Cyprinodontiformes, Rivulidae. Gene Ontology annotation, biological process: glycine decarboxylation via glycine cleavage system; protein lipoylation.